Messenger RNA from Rosa rugosa (rugosa rose), 1082 nucleotides. RefSeq names its product cyclin-P3-1. The record is from RefSeq and is a predicted model, not a curated record. Lineage: Eukaryota; Viridiplantae; Streptophyta; Magnoliopsida; Rosales; Rosaceae. Gene Ontology annotation, molecular function: protein kinase binding. Gene Ontology annotation, biological process: regulation of cyclin-dependent protein serine/threonine kinase activity. The transcript is spliced from 4 exons. The coding region runs from base 123 to 881 and encodes 252 amino acids.
CUCAAAGUCAAUAAACUGAUAUUGCUGGCUUCCUAGUUGCUGCGAUGACUGCAUUUCUCAAAUCUCAGAUAUCAAUAUCUCUUUGUUGAUCAAACUCAACUACCAAAGCCAGCACUCAGGGGAUGUAUUUUGGUUCAUCAAUGGUCUUUUGGUGUUUGGUUAAAUUUUUUGGCCCCCAUACAUAUAUAUUCCUCCCUCCGCCACUGCAUAGACUGGCAUCCAAGUUAUUAUACCAAGAUUCAAUCAAAUACCAACUGAUAACAAAUAUACGCUUGAACAUGAGAUCUGCAGGGGCACUGGAUAGCAUGGUUGUACUCUCGGAGACUUUCUCAUCUUUGGGGUUGGAGGACUCUGCAGCAGGACAUUCAGGAAAACCACGAGUUUUAUCGGUCCUCUCUUCAAUUCUGGAGGGAUCAGUUCGAAAGAAUGAGAGAUUAGUAAGGCAAUCAAAGAUGAAGGACGUUAUUACAAUGUUCCAUGCCUCAGAAGUUCCUGCCUUAAGCAUUAGAAAGUAUAUUGAGCGCAUCUUCAAGUACUCAAGCUGCAGCAACUCUUGCUUUGUUGUUGCAUACAUAUACAUCGAAAGAUUUCUACAACGUACUGGGACUUGUCUCACUUCUCUCAACGUUCACCGGCUUUUAAUCACCAGCAUUCUGAUUGCUGCAAAAUUUAUGGAUGACGAUUGUUAUAGCAAUGGCUACUAUGCCAAAGUGGGAGGAGUGAGCACAGCAGAGAUGAACAACAUGGAGAUGGCAUUUUUGCUGAGUUUGGAUUUCAAACUCUAUGUCACCACAGAGAUGUUUGGGAAGUAUUGUCAGCAACUUGAAGAUGUGGGAAGGUACCGAAGACAUGGGCACUUUUUAAGGUUAAGACAAUAUUAAUGGGCAAGCAAUAGUUGAAGAAAACAGUAUUGGAGCUAACAAGUAACAACUGAUAGAGUCACAACAAAAGGUGAUAAAUGGUACUUCAAAAGUGUGACGUUAUUAGAAGGACAUAGAUUGCAUGUAUCAAUAAUUAUAACCCAGUAAAAAGAGAUUGUACUAAUACUUGAUAUAUAUUAGUACAUAUAGCUUGUUGAAUUA